Messenger RNA from Diaporthe citri, 1134 nucleotides. RefSeq lists its product as uncharacterized. Gene Ontology annotation, biological process: DNA-templated transcription; positive regulation of transcription by RNA polymerase II. The record is from RefSeq and is a predicted model, not a curated record. Lineage: Eukaryota; Fungi; Ascomycota; Sordariomycetes; Diaporthales; Diaporthaceae. Gene Ontology annotation, molecular function: sequence-specific DNA binding; zinc ion binding. The transcript has a single exon. Gene Ontology annotation, cellular component: nucleus. Bases 1 to 1134 code for a protein of 377 amino acids.
AUGCACCGUCGGGGUCGAAAGGGCCGCAGUGACUUGUCGAGUCAAGAUUACGUUUACAAGCAAUGUCGCAAACGCACAUUCUGGACAGCCUACAUACUAGAAAAGUACCUCGGGGUCGUGACGGGCCGACCAAGACACUUCCAUGAUGACGACCUCGACCAGGACUACCCUGACGGCGUCAAUGAUGCAGACAUGUCGAUGGACGGGCGCGGGUCACACGAUGACAGCAACGACUGCGCCAUUGAUGCUUUCGCGUGCAAUGUAAAGCUCUCGCGCAUAGUUGGCCGCGUUUCUCACGAGCUUUAUAGCAUCAAAGCCAAACCUGGCAACCAACGAAGAGAUGCGACGCUCCGCCUUGCGCAGGAGUUAGAGAACUGGCACGCAAACCUGCCGCCGUUCCUAAGCACGGUCAAGCCCUCGACGCUGAUCAGGAGCUUCCGACGCCAAGCCAUCGCACUGAAAGUAGCAUACUGUCAUGCUGUAAUGCACCUUUACCGUUCUUUCCUUCUAAACCACUGGACAUCCCAGCCUCACUCAGACUCUGGUACAUUACGAGCCGACGCCAUCCGACACUGCAUCAUGGCGGCCCAGCAAGCCUUGCGCACCGUGGACUCCAUUGCUAAAGAGGGCCUUAUCUUCCGUGCGUUUUGGUGGACCCAUUGCGUGACCUUUUGCGCCCUCGCAGUGGUCUGCGUUUGGAAGAUCCAGCAGGACAAACACCAGGAUGAUAUCCCUGGAAUAGUGCACGAGAGACUUUUCCAACUCCCCGAACGAUGUCACAUCCACCUUGAUCAAGCAACAGCCAUGAACUCUCCGAGCCGGAGAUAUAGUGUCAUUCUGGAGGAGCUGAGAGUUGAGGCCCGAGCCAGCAAUGCCACUGUGUCGAACACGCAGUCCACCCAGGUGGGUCUGGAACAAGAUCUGGACCUGGCGUCCAAUGAGAUUCAUUGCCCGAUCAACGAACCCAGCACCAUGGGACAACUCGUUGGAAGCACGACUGGCAACAACCUUGCGGCUCCAUUUGGUGACUCCUUUGUUCACUGGCAGCCUUCAGACUGGCUGGAUCUCGAUGCAUUUGUAAGUUAUUGUCGUGUUGGCUUUUACGAUUAUCAAACUAAAACGGAAGCUUCAUAG